Messenger RNA from Aspergillus calidoustus, 1470 nucleotides. Lineage: Eukaryota; Fungi; Ascomycota; Eurotiomycetes; Eurotiales; Aspergillaceae. The record is from the annotation of a GenBank genome assembly.
AUGACUCUGCAGGCUGUGCGACCCAGACUUGCUCCGAAGGGGCACGCUGGCCCUUGGGCCACCGGUGUAUUUAAUGCGGCCGGUGACGGCAAGAGCGACUCACCGAGUCUGCACCCGACAAUCUGGGAGACAAGUGCGACGUCUCGAUUCAAUCUAGACGUGCUCCGCAUCAUAUCUCAAGGCGACACCAUGAAGGUCAUCAUUGUGGGAGCUGGAAUCGCAGGACUAGCCGCAGGCAUCGGUCUCCGACGAGGAGGACACCAGGUCACGAUCUACGAACGCUCCAGCCUCGCCCGCGAAAUCGGCGCCGCGCUAAACAUCUGUCCAAACGCCUCGCGCGUUCUGUUAGAAUGGAAAUUCCAAGUCGAGCGUGCGCGCCUGGUCACGGCCCGUCGGCACAUCCUCGCCCGCGGAGACACGCUCGAGACCCUGAGGGACAUGGCGUACCCGGACUUCCGAGAGCACUCUGGCGGCCCGUGGUACUUGGCUCACCGAGUUGAUCUACAUAACGAGUUGCAACGACUGGCGCGGGAUCCGGAGGGACAGGGUCGGCCUGUGGAUAUCCGGCUGCGCUCUGAGGUCGUCGGGUAUGAUGCGGAUAAGGGCUCAGUCACGCUGGCGGAUGGGUCGGUUCAGUAUGGGGAUCUAGUGAUCGGGGCGGAUGGGGUGCACAGUACGGCGAUUCGCGCUGUACAUGGCCAUUCUACCCACGUUGAGCCGACGGGGUGGUCGGUCUUUCGGUUUUUGAUUCCUACAGAAGAUUUGCGGAACGAUCCUGACAUUGCGCCGACACUUGAUAAAGGGGCCACAACCGUGACUGAUGGGAUGUUGACGAUAUUUACUGCACCAGAAGGUCAGCGGAGAUUGGUGCGGUAUCCUUGUGCUGACAACACGAUUCAGAACUUCGUGGCCAUGUACAACGAUCCGCAGAUUGACGAUCAUGAACGAGAAGACUGGGAUCGCUCCGCGACCAUCGACGACAUCCUGUCCUACUACCAUGAUUUUCAUCCCGAUCUCCUGAAUGUCAUCAGAAAAGCGACCGACAUCAAGCGGUGGCCACUUCUCUACCGCGACCCCCUCCCAACAAUCAGCAAGGGCCGUCUCGUACUAAUCGGCGACGCUGCUCAUCCUAUGCUUCCCCACCAAGGCCAAGGCGGCGCCAUGUCAAUCGAAGACGGCGGCGCCCUAGGCGAAGUGUUUGCGGGUCUCCCGGAGGGAACCCCGGGAGACGAGAUUCACCGGCGCAUCGCACUGUUCGAGAAGAUCCGACAUAAGCGCGCGUCGGGGAUCCAGGUCAUGUCGAACGCCGGGCAGGACCAGAUGUGGAGGGUGCGCGAUCGCAUGCGGCCGUUUAUGCCCGACGGAGUUGAGCCGCCGAACACGAUCCCAGAGAUCUGGGAGCAUAAUUUCCGCUAUGAUGUCCUGGCGGAUAGUCGGCGGCAGCUGAAGGAGUAUCUAGAGGGGAGGUAG